Molecule: messenger RNA, 915 nt
Organism: Leptosia nina
Lineage: Eukaryota; Metazoa; Arthropoda; Insecta; Lepidoptera; Pieridae
Source: the annotation of a GenBank genome assembly
AUGGUGUUUCAAAUAGCGCGAUCUUUGCUGCUUUACAGACCAAUAACUAAAAGUUCAGGUGCACUAUCCCGCCUGUAUUCAACUGAAGUACCUCAGUUUGAAACUUUAGCAAUUUCUCAACCUAAAAAAAAUGUUUUCCAUGUAGAGAUGAACAGACCUAAAGAGCUAAAUACAUUUACUAUGAAUAUGUGGCAAGAACUUAAUGACUGUUUUACAUCAUUAAGCAAUAAUUCUGAAUGCAGAGUGAUUGUUCUAUCUGGACAAGGAAAGCAUUUUACCGGAGGUAUUAAUCUACAAAGUAUUCUUGAAGAAGGAACAAAAGUAGAAGAUAUUGAGGAUAUUGGCCGUAGAGCCAGGCAUUUUGAGAAAACUAUAACAAGGUGUCAGGAUGGAAUUACAGCACUAGAAGAUUGUGUGAAGCCAGUAUUGGCUGUGGUACACAAUGCAUGCGUAGGUGCUGGUGUAGAUCUCAUCACUGCUGCUGAUAUGAGAUACUGUACACAAGAAGCCUGGUUCCAAGUGAAAGAAGUAGACAUCGGUAUUGCUGCUGAUGUCGGUACCUUACAGAGGUUACCAAAGGUACUCGGCAACACGUCAACAGUGCGCGAGUUGGUUUACACCGGCCGAAAGGUGCAAGCAAAAGAAGCUCUAGAACUUGGACUUGUCAGCAGAAUAUAUGCAGACAAAGAAACAGCCGUGAAAGAAGUGUUGGACAUAGCAGAAACUAUAGCGAAGAAGAGUCCGAUAGCUGUACAGAACAGUAAAAUAAACAUGGUGUAUUCGCAGAGCAGACCUACUAAGGACGGGUUGUAUCACAUUAACUUAAUAAACCAAGCAGCGUUGCAGAGUGAUGACGUAAAACGUGGUGCUCUUGCGUCGGCUACUAAAUCGGAACCCGAAUAUGAAAAUUUGUAA